This is a messenger RNA of Xenopus laevis (African clawed frog), 1338 nucleotides long. It is a transcript of the gene svopl.S, whose product is annotated as SVOP like S homeolog. The transcript is spliced from 12 exons. Bases 1 to 1338 code for a protein of 445 amino acids. Lineage: Eukaryota; Metazoa; Chordata; Amphibia; Anura; Pipidae. The record is from RefSeq and is a predicted model, not a curated record.
AUGGUGUUUUUUGGAUACAUGAUUUUCAGUAUCUUACUUGGCCUUCUAGCGGACAGAUAUGGUCGCUUGAAGAUUCUGACAAUCUCUUUCAUGUGGGGGGCAUUCUUUUCCCUGCUCACCUCCUUUGCUCCAUCGUACAUCUGGUUCGUGUUCCUGCGGUGCAUGGUGGGAUGUGGAGUCUCAGGUCACGCACAGGGACUAAUUAUUAAGACAGAAUUUCUGCCCAAGAAAUUCCGGGGUUACAUGUUGCCUUUGUCACAGGUCUUCUGGUUGGCUGGGUCUCUGUUGAUCAUCGGAUUGGGCUCAGUGUUAAUUCCCACCCUAGGGUGGCGCUGGCUCGUUCGUGUUGCCUCCAUCCCUGGAAUUAUUCUCAUCCUUGUGUUUAAAUUUAUUCCAGAGUCGGCUCGUUAUCAUGUGUCAGUGGGAAAGAACCAGGCGGCUAUGGAAACCCUCCAGUGGAUAGCCAACAUCAACCGCUCCACAAUGCCCGAGGGCACCAUAAAGGAGCCAAAAGCAGAGAAAACUGGAAGUGUCUGUGAUCUCUUCCACAGGAAAUAUUUGCGAACAUCUCUUCAAAUAUGGGUGAUCUGGCUUGGCAUCUCGUUUGCAUACUAUGGAGCCAUCCUUGCCAGUUCGGAGCUUCUGGAGAAGAAUCUUCUGUGUGGUUCUGGUCAGCCCGGUGCUGUAGAUGAAAGGGAUUUGCCUGAGGAAAGCAAGAGCCCAUGUAACUGUCACAUGCUGAGCCCUUCAGACUACAAUACAAUGCUGAUCAGCACCGUGGGGGAGAUUGCGCUAAAUCCUUUUAAUAUCCUGGGAAUCAACUUACUUGGCCGUCGCUGGACCCUCGGAAUCACCAUGUCAACCACUGGAAUAUUUUUCCUGCUCCUCAACAUCUGCAUGUCAAGUUCUGGUCUGAUCGCGGUUCUCUUCUGCCUACGGGCCUUGGUGUCGGCCAACUUCAACACCAUCUACAUUUACACCGCCGAGGUCUACCCAACAGUGAUGAGGGCCAUAGGUAUGGGAACAAGUGGAUCCAUCUGCCGAAUAGGAGCUAUGGCCGCCCCCUUUAUCUCCCAAGUCUUGCUGAGCGUGUCCCUAACUGGAGCAUUCUGCUUAUUUGCCUCGGUUUGCUUCGUCUGUGCCCUUUCAGCUUUCACGUUGCCAAUAGAGACCAGGGGGAAAGCUCUACAGGCAACAAGUCAAGUGAAGGCACCAAAGCAGAGAAGACUUUUAUUUGAGGAUCUUCGUAUCAUCUUGUUACUUGCACGAGUUAUUUUACCCGACAUGUUUAAGGAAGAAAAUGUUAAGAACCUGAACGUUCUUCAAAAGAAAAGCUGA